GCGACCCACCCUGUCCGCGCCAUUUUGGCUCCAUGUGAGCUCCUUCCCUGACAUGUCAACUGUGCUUGAAGGUGACAGUGUACGUUUGAAAUGGCUUCGUUGCGGGCAGCCAGGAGGAUGUUCAGCGCUGCUGUAGAAACAGCAGCUGCUCCGGUUCCGAACAGCCGCUGGGAAAAGCUGAAGAACAGCAAAGCAGGUGCGUGGUGUCGCGGUCUGCUCUCUGACUACAAGGAAGCAUGCAGGGAGGCGGUUGUAGGCGCUUGGGAGCGGCCGCUCAGGACUUCGCUGUACAUGACUGUUCUGGGUGGAGCCGGGGUUUGUUUCUACACCAAACCCGACCAGUCAGCGUUUGAGGCCGCUCUGCUGGAGUGCUCAAACCAGCUGGGUCUGCUGUCACCGUGGAUUCGGAGUGCCACCUCUGACAGCCAUGUGCAGAGUCUGGUGAAGCUUCGUAACGAGGGCCGGCUCCGCUUCGUCAGCCUGGGUCUCCUGGCGUUGGUUUACCGCACUGACUACGACACCAACACCAUGCUGUAUGAAGCCCAGUGCUCCAACCUGUCGGUGCCCUGGAGGGAGCUCCCUCAGCGGGUUCUAGACGUUGGCUUCACUGGUCGCUGGUGGAUCUUGGACUCAAAGAUGAAGGACUAUGACAUUAAUGAGGAAGAAUUCAAGCACCUGCCGGCAUACAUGCAGGCAACGUUACCACCGAGUGUUCAGGAGGUGGAAAGGAACGAGAGGUCACACAGAGAGUCGUGGUUACCGCUGACAGUGGAGGAAGAGGAGGAAGAAACUAAAACUCUGGACAGGAAGGAGGGGGAGAUCCAACCUGGGAGGGAGGAACAAACUCAGAGCUGAGCCACACUUUCACCAGCAGGCCAUGCUUGGAAUAAAACUGUCUAGAUCCUUACCCUCAGUCUACAACAAGGUCUGGAAAGAAAAAAGAAAAAAACACUCAGCUACGAACUUUUAAUCAUGAGAGGAGGAAAAUUUGUCAAAGUAAAUGUAAACAUUUUACAUUUGUAUUUAUUCAAGCUGAUUUUUUGUUUUGCAGAUCGGUGAAAAGUUUUUUCUACCACAAAUAAAGUCGAUAAAUCUGUCGCAUAUUAACUGAUAAAUAUGUUCACAGACCUCACUGUCUGAGCAAUUUUAAUAUUAAAACAUAGAAAAUGACUUUUUGUGAUGCCACUUCUUCCUCGUUUGUUUUCUGUUACCUCAUAUUUUCUGUUGAGAGUUAAGCCUAACAAGAUGGGCGUCCUGUUACUGCCUACAGUGUUUCAGUCGGCAGAGACUUUUAAUACACACAACCUGCAGGAGGCGUUCAUCAGUAGCAGCAGUGUUCCCAACUACAUGAUGUUCCUCGUCACGAGUCCCAUGUGGGCCGGUCAGUGGGCUCUAAUCCUUUUGAAGUCGUCUCCAUUCAUUUUAAGUCCUUUUUGAAACAGAAACCACCUCAACCAAGAAUAUAAAUAUGUUUUAUACAUUAGUGGAUGGUAUUUUUGCCUUUUCAUGUUCAUACCUUAAUGUAAAUGUAAAACAGCAUCACACCUCUGAAACGGACCAGAUUCAUCACCCUGAAACGGGGGGGGGGGGGGG
Melanotaenia boesemani (Boeseman's rainbowfish) is the source of this 1593-nucleotide messenger RNA. It is a transcript of the gene timm29, whose product is annotated as translocase of inner mitochondrial membrane 29. Gene Ontology annotation, cellular component: TIM22 mitochondrial import inner membrane insertion complex. The transcript is spliced from 2 exons. The record is from RefSeq and is a predicted model, not a curated record. Bases 91 to 855 code for a protein of 254 amino acids. Lineage: Eukaryota; Metazoa; Chordata; Actinopteri; Atheriniformes; Melanotaeniidae. Gene Ontology annotation, biological process: protein insertion into mitochondrial inner membrane.